This is a messenger RNA of Orcinus orca (killer whale), 1896 nucleotides long. It is a transcript of the gene SMCO3, whose product is annotated as single-pass membrane protein with coiled-coil domains 3. Lineage: Eukaryota; Metazoa; Chordata; Mammalia; Artiodactyla; Delphinidae. The coding region runs from base 11 to 688 and encodes 225 amino acids. The record is from RefSeq and is a predicted model, not a curated record. The transcript has a single exon.
UAUUUGAAAUAUGGCUCAAAGUGACUUCCUCUACCCAGAUAACCCAAAAAGGCGACAAGAAGUAAAUCGUCUUCACCAGGAGCUCCUUGACUGCUUAUCUGACAGCUUCCAUGCCACCAAUAAGCUGAUUGGGGUUUUAAAUACACACUUAGGGUGCAGGCUGGCCUCCAUUGAAAUGAAAAGAGAUGCGACCAUCAAAGAAAACUGUGAUAUCAUCAUCCAAGCCAUGAUGAAAAUCCAAAAAGAAUUGCAAAAUGUUGAUGAAGCACUAAAAGAUAAACUAGAGCCAACCCUUUAUAGAAAACUUCAGGAUAUUAAGGAAAAAGAAACCGAGAAAAUUGCAAUAGUACAAAAGGUUAUUUCAGUCAUCCUGGGAGAAGCUACUUCUGCUGCCAGUGCAGUGGCUGUUAAACUCGUGGGCUCAAACAUCACAACUGGCAUAAUUAACAAGUUGGUCACUGUGUUAGCUCAAAUUGGUGCUUCUCUCCUUGGUAGCAUAGGAGUUGCUGUUCUUGGCCUUGGCAUAGAUAUGAUCUUCCGUGCCAUCCUGGGAGCAGUGGAGAAAACACAGCUUCAAGAAGCCAUCAAAAGUUAUGAGAAGCAUCUGGUGGAAUUCAAGUCAGCCUCAGAAAAAUAUCAUCAUGCCAUUAUUGAGGUCACCAACACAGUGAAACAACAAAUGAAAUAAACAGUUACUUUAUUUGCCACUGGAAUAUUUUUCUGCUUCUUUCCCAAUAAUAGUGUUUUGCUUCUUUGAUUAGGCUUAUUUUCCAUAAGCUUCCAAAUAGACAUAAAUACCAUAAACAACUCAGAAAGAGGACUCAAAGAUGCUAAAACUAGAUGACUCUAGAGAGUCUUCUAUCAAUGAUGAAUGUCUGGAUCAGUUGGUGCUAGACCCUGUGAGUAAAAGAUUACAUCCUGGUAUGUCUUCUCACUGUGCUCUACAGAUCAACAUUAGGGUGAAUGCUAUUGUAGAGCAGCAGGUGUAGGGGUUACCUUUUCCUUUUCUAAUUCCCAGUCAAAAUCCUUCAAAUUUGCAUUGAAUGCACAGACUUUCACUUCUACCACCAGCUCAGACAUCAUUUAGUUCUAAGGGACAUACUUAGUAACUUCUGCCCACAUGCAAACACUAAGCCUUCCAAUGGAAUAGAAAUACUACCGUAAUUUUGACCAUCAGUUUAAAUCCAAUUUUCUGUAAGUUGGAAGAGACUGAAAUAUGGUUUGUAGCAAUUUAUGUCAACGAUGAAAGGAGGCAAUCGUUCUGUAAACUUCUACUAAUUACACACUGUAAUCUGGAUGGAACUUUAAAGAGGGAAAAGUUAAAACUAUAAAAGAUAAAAGUUGUUUCUAUAGUUGCAAUCAACCCUGACCAACUGUGAUGUGAUGAUUAAAUAUCCCUCAAGUGAAUGUCUGAACACUUUGGAACAUUUUCAAAACAAGCAAACAAGCAAAGCCCAGGUAUAUAAAUGAAUUUAGUAUGCAGGAGAAGAAACUGCUACUUACUGUUUUAAGAAUUGUCAUUUAAAGGAAAGUUGUAAUUUAUUACUUUAUGAGUUUUUAAAAAAGCGAAAUUUUAUUUUCAAUACUAGCAGAAAGCUUCCCUUGCUAUAUAAAACUUUAGGUGAUCCAUUUCAUUAAUUAUCUAAUUUCAGGAAAAUCCCAAGGCUACAGAGGUCUAAUGGUUCAGUUGAAUUUCUGAAGAUGCCAAGUGUUUGUUUUCUAAAUACUUCACCAACCAAUUACUCCCCAUUGAGACUCCUAGGUUCUACUUACAAAUUUAUUUUAAAAGUCAUUCAUGUUGACAAAGCGAGAGAGUGGCAUGGACAUAUAUACACUACCAAACGUAAAAUAGCUAGUGGGAAGCAGCCGCAUGGCACAGGGAGAUCAGCUCAGUGC